This is a messenger RNA of Dromiciops gliroides (monito del monte), 3245 nucleotides long. RefSeq names its product zinc finger protein 883-like. The coding region runs from base 482 to 2374 and encodes 630 amino acids. The record is from RefSeq and is a predicted model, not a curated record. NCBI's taxonomy places the organism in Eukaryota, Metazoa, Chordata, Mammalia, Microbiotheria, Microbiotheriidae. Gene Ontology annotation, biological process: negative regulation of transcription by RNA polymerase II; regulation of immune system process; regulation of cytokine production. The transcript has 5 exons.
AGUGUCUGAGGCCGGAUUUGAACUCAGGUCCUCCUGAUUCCAGGGCCGGUGCUCUAUCCACUGUGCCACCUAGCUGCCCCCCUCAGUCCCUUCUUAAUGGGCAUCGUCCGGUUCCCUUUUGAUUUCCAAGCCUUCCUAUCUCAUGGGGCUUCUUUUUGGGGGUGGGGGUGGGUGCUCAAUUUUGCUGACUAGACCUCUCGAGUCCAUGGAUUCUAAGUGUCCCAGAGCCACCAGGAAACCUAGCUGAGUGGCAGAUAGGACUAGUAGGUGGAGUACCUGUGGCUCCAAGAAGCAGAUGGGCUAAACCAGGUCGAGGAUAACCAUUGGGCCGAGGAUAACCAUUGGGCCGAGGAUAACCAUUGGGCCGCACACCCGUUGGGCAGCCCCCCACGUGGGGAGUGAAGGAAAAGCCGCCUCCCCCUCUGGGAUCCUGCUCAGCCUGAAGAGGAUCAAGACCUGGGUCAAGCAGGAGCCUGAGGGAAUGGCCCCUGGACCCCAGAGACCCCCAGGGCAGGACUCAAUGACAUUCAAGGAUGUGGCUGUGGACUUCACCCAAGAGGAGUGGUGCCUCUUGAGCCAUUCUCAGAAAGUGCUGUACAAGGAAGUGAUGGUGGAAAACUCCAGGAACCUGCUCUUUGUGGGAAUUCCAGUUCUCAGAGAAGAUUUGCUCUCCCAUUUUGAGGAAAGGGAAGCAUCUUGGAUCCUGGAUGAAAAAGGCCCAGAUGCAGAGACCAGAUUUGAAGUGAAUGAAACUACUUUAAAGCUGAGCAUUUUUGUGAAAAAAUCUCACCAGCAAAGAUUCUUGAGUGAUGGUCCCUGUGACUUCCAUUUGAGAAAAAUUUGUGACACAGAUGUCAAGAUACAGAAAACUCAAAAUAGUCACUGUGGAUUUGAUGCAAAGGAUGUCCAGCAACAUUCAGUCCUAAUUCACUGUAAGAGAAUGACGUCAGAAAGUGACUCUUUUCAGGAUAGUGAAGACAGGCAAUGCUUUAAUGAAAAGUUUGGGCUUAUGCAGUCUUCUGAGAAGCCUUCUGAAAUGCAAAUGGAUCAAAGGCAAAUGGCCUUCAGCUUGAGUUCAGAUCUCAUUAGACAUCAGAAGCCUUAUACUGGAGAAAUACUUUAUAUAGGAAAUGAAAAUAGGAAAGCCUUGAGCCAAAACUCAAAACUCCUUGAUCCUCAUAAAAUUCACACUGCAGGAAAACCUUAUGAAUGUAAUCCAUGCAGAAAGACUUCAACACAAAACAGACAUCUUUUGACACAGCAGAAAAUCCACACUGGAGAAAAACCUUUUGAAUGUAAUGAAUGUGGGAAGGUUUUGGCAUAUAGGGCCCUUCUUGUUAACCAUCUGAGAAUCCACACUAAAGAGAAACCAUAUAAAUGUCUUCAGUGUGGAAAGGCUUUCCGAAUGAACUCUGGUCUUGUUGUACAUCAGAGAAUCCACACUGGAGAGAAACCAUAUGAAUGUAAUCAUUGUGGAAAGGCUUUUACACAGAGUUCCAAUCUUUUGAUACAUCAGAGAAUCCAUACUGGAGAGAAGCCUUAUGAAUGUAAUCAGUGUGGAAAGACUUUCAGACAGAACUCCAACCUUACUGUACAUCAGAGAAUCCACACUGGAGAGAAACCUUAUGAAUGUAAUCAGUGUGGAAAGACUUUCACAACAAGGCCCAUUUUUCAUUGUCAUCAGAGAAUCCACAACGAAGAUGAAACUUAUGCAUGUAAUCAGUGUGGAAAGACUUUCACCAAAAAGUCCCCUCUUGCCAUACAUAAGAAAAUCCACACUGGAGAAAAAUCUUUUCAAUGUAAUCAGUGUGGGAAGGUUUUAGCAUAUAGGGCCCAUCUUGUUAACCAUCUGAGAAUCCACACUAGAGAGAAACCUUAUAAAUGUAAUCACUGUGGAAAAGCUUUCCGACUAAACUGUGCUCUUAUUGUACAUCAGAGAAUCCAUACUGGAGAGAAGCCUUAUAAAUGUAAUCAGUGUGGAAAGGCUUUCACACAGAGUUCCAAUCUUUCACUACAUCAGAGAAUCCACACUGGAGAGAAGCCUUAUAAAUGUAAUCAGUGUGGAAAGGCUUUCACACAGAACUCCAGUCUUGUUCUACAUCAGAGAAGCCACACUGGAGAGAAACCUUAUAAAUGUAAUCAGUGUGGAAAGGCUUUCAGACAGAACUCCAACCUUACUCUACAUCAGAGAGCCCACAAUGGAGAGAAACCUUAUGAAUGUAAUCAAUGUGGAAAGGCUUUCCGUGUGAAAUACAGUCUUCUUGAGCAUCAGAGAAUUCAUACUGGAGAGAAACCUUAUAAAUGUAAUGAAUGUGGAAAGACUUUCACAAAAAAGUCCACUCUUGCUAGCCAUCUGAGAAUCCACUCUAGAUAGAAACCUUAUGAAUCCAAUCAGUAUAGAAAGAAUUUUUGAGAACUCCAAUCAUAAUGUAAAUCAAAGAAUCCAUCUUGGAGAGAAACCUUAUGAAUGUAAUCAAUGUAGAAAGGCUUUAAGACAGAAGUCCACUCUUUAUAUCAGAGAAUCCACACUGGACUGAAAACUUAUGAUUGUGAUAAAUGUGGAAAGACUGUCCCAAAAAAGUCCACUCUUUCUACACAUCAGAGAAUUUACACUGGAGAGAAACCUUUACAAUAUAAUCAAUGUCAAUAGGUUUUCCAAAAAGAACUUCAGUCUUGUAUGUCAGAGAAGCCACGUUGAGAAGAAAUCUUAGGAAUGGAAUCAAUCAAGACUUCAAGGAACAGUCAUCCCUUAUUUCCCCUCAGGGAAUUCCCAUUAUAUAUGAAUUUUAUUACAGUAAUGAAUGACUGAUGAAUGUGGAAAGUAGUAGAGUGCUUGUUCAACAGCAGAAAAUUCAUUCUGGGGAGAAGUGUUAUAUGAACUCAACAGGGGAAGGCUUUCAGCCAGAGGUCAUCACUUACUUUUACAUCAGAGAAUUCCUACUGCAGAGAAGCCUUCUGGAUUUGCUCAAUGGGGACAUAUAUUUAUCUGUAAGAUGGAGAUUACUAGACAUCAGGAUGUUUGUGUGGGGAAAGGUGCUGAUAAAAGCAAUGCCUUUUGUUAAUGUCAGGGUCUUUAUGUAGAUCUAAUACAUGAUUUUACAUUGUAGAAAUGUUGGAAAUAAAACUUACAGAACUAAGUAAUGAGGGAAGGCCUUUUGCUGCAGUAUAGACUUUGGUAGACAUCCCAGAUUUCAUAAUUGUUCAGAAUGUUCUAUGAAUAUAAUAAAUUUUUCCUUGUGAUCCUA